Molecule: messenger RNA, 704 nt
Organism: Cariama cristata (Red-legged seriema)
Lineage: Eukaryota; Metazoa; Chordata; Aves; Cariamiformes; Cariamidae
Gene: VSIR
Product: chromosome unknown open reading frame, human C10orf54
Exons: 5
Biological process (GO): positive regulation of regulatory T cell differentiation; negative regulation of CD4-positive, alpha-beta T cell proliferation; regulation of immune response
Cellular component (GO): plasma membrane
Source: RefSeq, a predicted model, not a curated record
AUGGAGGCAACGUCCCCCCGGCCUGGGCUGCUGCUGGCCGUGCUUUGCCUGCUCGCGUCCCACGGAGGGUCGGCAGCUUUCCUGAUCACCACCCCGUACUCGCUCUGCGUCUGCCCCGAGGGUCAGAACAUCACCCUGACCUGCCGGAUCAGUGGUCCUCUCCUCGACCGCCACGACCUGCUCUACAAAACGUGGUACUUCAGCAGCAACGGUGACCAGAGCUGCUCCGAGAGGAAGCACAUCCGCAACGUCACCGAGAAGGAGCUGCACCAUGAGCCGGGCAGGCACCAUGAACUGCGGGGCAACGGCACCCAAAAAUCCCCCCUCGGGGGGCAAGCCAACCAUCACGGGGUAGAGUUUGUCUCCGACCACCACGGUGCCUUUCACAUCGUGGUGAUGAACCUGACGCUGCAGGACAGCGGGAAUUACUGCUGCUACGUCGUGGAGGCCAGGCGGGAGCACGGCAAGACCCAAACUCUGCACGUUGCUCACAGCUUUGUGGAGCUGCAGAUCCGGCAAGGCAGAGGAGGGCUUCAAAACUGCACAUUUCAUACUACCACCAGCAAAGAUAUCACAGCCGCCGCGCUGGCAACGGGCGCCUGCAUCGUGGGCAUCCUCUGCCUGCCCCUCAUCUUGCUCCUGAUUUACAAGCAGAGACAAGCUGUCAGCAACAGACGUGCCCACGAACUCGUCAGGAUGGACAG